Messenger RNA from Henningerozyma blattae CBS 6284, 804 nucleotides. It is a transcript of the gene NNT1, whose product is annotated as S-adenosylmethionine-dependent methyltransferase. Gene Ontology annotation, molecular function: protein-lysine N-methyltransferase activity. Bases 1 to 804 code for a protein of 267 amino acids. The record is from RefSeq and is a predicted model, not a curated record. Gene Ontology annotation, biological process: peptidyl-lysine dimethylation. The transcript has a single exon. NCBI's taxonomy places the organism in Eukaryota, Fungi, Ascomycota, Saccharomycetes, Saccharomycetales, Saccharomycetaceae.
AUGUCUGAUGUUGAAUCUCUGACUGGAGGCGGACUUUUUGAUGAACCUGAAAAUUUCCUACCAGAAAAACCAAAAGCCCAUUUUGCUAAUUAUAAAAGAGAAGUCAUACCAAAGGAAUCCACUUCCAAAAGAGAAGAUAUAAAUUUACGUUUAAUUGGUAACUCUCCUUUAUGGGGCCAUUUAUUAUGGAAUGCUGGUAUAUAUUCUGCAAAACAUCUAGAUAAAUACCCAGAAUUAUGCAAAGAUAAAACUGUACUGGAAUUAGGAGCCGCCAGUGCUUUACCUUCUCUAGUUUGUUCAUUAAUUGGUGCCAAGAAAGUAGUAUGUACUGAUUAUCCAGAUAUCGAUUUAGUUCAGAAUAUUCAAUAUAAUGUUGACCAUGAAUGUUAUAAUGGUGAACUUCUUUCUACUGAUGAAACUGAAAAGACAUUACAAGAACAAAAGAGAAAUAUUGUAGUUGAAGGUUAUAUUUGGGGUAAUGAUUAUACUCCAAUUACUAAACAUGUUGAUGGUAAAUUUUCUUUGAUUAUAUUGAGUGAUUUAGUAUUCAAUCAUACCGAACAUCAUAAAUUAUUACAAACUACAAAAGAUCUAUUAGCUAAAGAUGGUAAAGCUUUAGUUGUAUUUUCACCACAUAGGCCUUGGUUAUUGGAUGCAGAUUUGGGGUUCUUCGAAACUGCUAAAGAAUAUGAUUUAGUACCACAACAAAUUGAAAUGGUUAAUUGGAAACCAAUGUUUGAAGAAGAUCCUGGUGAAGCUGAAAUCAGAUCCCGUGUUUAUGCAUAUUAUUUAACUCAUAAAUAG